AUGCUAAUGCAUGCAGAAGAAGCAGAACUCCUGCAGGUGGUGCUGACAGACCUGGCGACUGUGAACCUUCACCAGAAAACAAAUGCAAGAGAGGGGGGCAGGGGGCUUGUGUCCCCCGGCCUCACAUCACACAGGCUGCUGGCUCUGCGGCGGCAGCUGCCCCUGGCUACUGCACCGCCGGAUCAUCUGCAACAGAGAUGUGUGCAGAGAGCAGGCCGUGGAAGCGGCCAGGCGACAAGCCGGUGCCGACGGUGUGGCGGCGAUUCGAGGGCCGGCGGCCCGUGGCGUGCAGGACGCGGCGCCGGAGCUGGACGACGCAGUGCUGGAGCUGAUGGCGGCGCACUUCCUGCGCGACGAGCCGGUGUGCGGGGCGCUCCAGCUGGCCGGGAGCCGGCGGCCGCGCGGGACCUGGAGCGGCUGUGGCGCCGCAUGCUGGCCGGGCGGGCGGUGCCCGUCGCGCUGCUGGAGGACGGCGGCGGCGCGAGCAGCCGCGUCUCCGGCGCCAACAUGACGUCGCCCGAGUGCCUCGCCGACAGGGACAGGGAGGAGGAGGUUCGUAAGGCGUCGCUUUGAGUAAACAGGGUGCACGACACACUUCAGUGGUACUGCGAGAGAAACGUUACAAACUACGAGAGCUUUUCGGAAGGUAAGGAUUGAUUGGUCGCGAAAUGGGAACCGCUUUGAAAAUUAGUUGCAACUUUAAACAGAUGUGUUGGCCAAUGCGCUUAGUAAGCCCAUCUUUCGCGCCACGUAGCUCUUUUCAGUUCUCAGUGCACAGUGAGCACGUAAAGAUGCUCAGACAACAGUGUCUCCUCGUCAAGUAUGAGGACCUGGUGAGGUUUCACAAGCUGCCACGCAGCCCACACAACAUAACUGUCACGUGUUUCCUUCUUCUUGAUAAUUCUCCGCCACACUCUGCAGGGGUGAUAACUCUACUCUUGCAACGUUUUUUUUUUAUUUUAAUUUUUUCAAUGAUGACUGAUUAAUCACCCACAAUACAGACAGUAAUUGGCUACAGACAGUGCACUAUAGACCAGCAUAGAGAAAUAGCGGAAAGCACAGGCGGCUGCCUUUAUGAUGAAGGUAUAGGAAAGUUGAUACAACUCUAUGACAAAUGUCUAUGUCGGAGCAGUGACUAUGUAGAGAAGAGUAGUAGGGUAAUGGGGUUUCUGGUGCACUUUUGACAUCAUAAUCAUAUGCAGAUUAAUAAAAUUGAUCAGUUAAUUACACCCCAGGCCCCCAUCCCCAUCUUCACCCUCAGAUGUUGCCAUGUGCUUUCUCCAGCCCUCUCCCCCUUUCAAUCACAAUAAAAGAUGGAUUUAAAAAAAAAAUUGUGUGCAUUUCUUUUGGAGUGACCCACUUACCACAGUUACUGCCAUCAGAUGAAGAUGGCAUACACGAACAAUGACUACAUUGACAUGUUGCUGAUGCUCAGCGAGAGCCAACAUGAUGCCACUAAAGCAGUUGUGAGAUAUCCUCCAGCAGCCAUUACAUUCUUACAUGCCGAAGAACAACUUCAGGAAACAGGCAGCCUUUUAAUGCGCCACAGUAACAGAGGAAGAACUGCAAGAAGUGAGGAGACAGAGGUGUUUGGUUGAGCUGCAGUAGCUACACCACAAUCCUUAUGUCAGCUUAUGAGCCGUUGCUGCAGUUGCUGGUGACAGUCUCACAUCUGUGUGGCGUAUAGUACAUGGCCACAGGUUUUACCCGUACUCCCUCUCACUGACCCAGGAGCUGCAUGGGAACAAUUUCUGUGUAAGUGUUACAUUCUGUGAAUAACCCAUGCGUAAUUUCACACUGGAGUCUUUACAAGGUGUUAUGUUCUCUUAUGACUCCACAUUCACAAAUUAUGGCGCAGUGAAUCGCCAUAACGUGCACUACUGGGCCACAGAAAAACCUCGGUGGGUAUGACCUGUCGACUGUCAAUGUAGGUGGUCUAAUAGUGUAUGUUGUGGAAUCCUUGGGGAUGUAAUCAUCGGUCCACACUGCUUCCCAGGUACACUGACAGGUGACUUAUAUCGCUCGUUUAUAGAUGACAGUUUAGCUGGUCUCCUUGAACAUGUGUGUCUACACGCAAGAGUCCAUAUGUGGAUGCAGCACGAUGGUCACCCAGCCCAUUCUGCGCAUGCUUUUGUGCAAGAACUAAACAACAGCUUUACAGGAAGGUAGUUGGGACGCCAUGGUCCUCAUUCAUAGCCCUCAGGGUCGCCCGAUUUAACAUCAUUAGAUUUCUUUUUAUGGGGAUAUCUAAAGGAUCAUGUUCAUGUCACUGAGCCAACAUCCCCAGAUGAUCUAAAAUGGCGCAUCGAGGACGCAUGUUGCUCCGUGACACCGGCAAUGUUACAACUCUUCUGCAGAUCCUUUAGAAGGCGCAUUGCAUUGUGCAUUCAGGAAUAUGGACACACAUUUGAACAUCUCAUUUAAAUCAACUUCCCACCGCCAGAACAUCCAUCAUGCACCACACAGCCAUAUAUUACGUACAGCAUGUGGUAUCUGCCCCUGAAACUUUGCAGGGUUGUAGCUCCCAAACUAAAACUGAUAUUAAUGUAAUUUAAAUUGAUGUAUACAAAGCUGGUGUUACUGUUUCCAGUGUAUGAUAGAAACAACUAUUGUUCCAUUUAAAAAAAUUGUAUCUUUUUGCUGUAACUCUUUGAAUAAUAACACAAUAAACUAUGUUCAUAGCUCCGCGGACAGUGUAACGUUUGUCAUGGUGACCUACCACAAUAAAUAUUUCCGUCGCCUAUUA
Molecule: messenger RNA, 2746 nt
Organism: Schistocerca gregaria
Lineage: Eukaryota; Metazoa; Arthropoda; Insecta; Orthoptera; Acrididae
Exons: 3
Coding region: 1-573 (190 amino acids)
Source: RefSeq, a predicted model, not a curated record